Molecule: messenger RNA, 4469 nt
Organism: Salvelinus fontinalis (brook trout)
Lineage: Eukaryota; Metazoa; Chordata; Actinopteri; Salmoniformes; Salmonidae
Product: cyclin-dependent kinase inhibitor 1C-like
Exons: 3
Coding region: 51-818 (255 amino acids)
Biological process (GO): regulation of cell cycle
Cellular component (GO): nucleus
Molecular function (GO): cyclin-dependent protein serine/threonine kinase inhibitor activity
Source: RefSeq, a predicted model, not a curated record
UCUUGUUGGGACUUUAAAUACGGUGUGACGCUCUACUCCGGUACAUUUAAAUGAGAACAGCGUUGCGCAACUCCAUAGAAACAAGAGGGCAAACGCAACCCCAACUAUUUAAGGACACUCUAAAUCCUGCAAUUUAUUUACACCUCUUGUUGAAUUUGGGGGAAACAAUGUCAAACGUCCUGCUAUUAAGCAGCGCCGCGGAGAGGUUGUCCACACCGAUGACCUUUCCUCUCCACGCACGCACGGGCGUCUGUCGUAAUCUUUUUGGACCGGUGGAUCACGACGAACUGAACCGGGAAAUGAAAUCCAAGAUGCGGGAUAUUUCGUAUAGGGACCAGCGGAAAUGGAACUUUAAUUUCGAGGCCGAAGUGCCACUGUCUGGGGACUAUGUGUGGGAGGAAACCCCGGUGGAUAUGAGCCCUGUUUUCUACCAGGACCCUGUACAGGUCGGGAGGGCGAGGAUUGUUGUAACACCGGUCAAUGUGAAGCCAGACGUUGACGUUCUCCUACUGGACUCCUCUUCUCAGGGUGAAUCGCCUCAUUGUGUUGACCGCUUGACCAGCUCCAAAGGUAACACUCCAUGCCUCACCGAAGUCAACCAGGAGAACUGCGCAGUGAAGCUGAACUCGGGGAAGCCUACUCGCAAACAACUCCCGCGUGUUCGAUGCAAAAUAACUACUGAUACGACGACACUUGCUACAGACUUUUACAUGAAACGAAAACGGAUGACGACCGAAACGAAGCUAAAUGAAAGCACUUGCCACCACCCUUCGUCUCAAUGUCACGUAGAACAAACUCAACGCAAGAAAAUUCGUUGAAGGCGUUUGAACAAUCCUUUCCCCUGUAACCCUACCUUCCAACUUGAAGACAAGACUGAAAACAAGGGAAGGAGAACACUCCUGCUCGACCAUUCAUUGGCUUGGUGUGUGAGUGGACCUACAGUAUAUAGAAAGUAGCCGACACUCCAUGGGGUCUCAAGAUUGAAUGGUCGGGAAGAGAGAAUUCGGGAAGAGAGAAUUCGCAGAAAGACUCAAACAAAAUGUAGCAUUCAUGGUUGCUUUGCAUAAAGCCACUUGACAGUGUUAAAUGUGCAAUCCUAAACUAUUUUAAAUUGUCUACACUGGCCAAAGUGUUCAGCUUUAUAAAUACAGAUUUCUGUUAAGUAUAUCAGGGUUGUUUAAAUAUAGGCUAUAUUUCAAGACUAUUCUAACUUAUAAUUUAUUUAUGUUUCUUUAUAUUUGCAAAUACCUUUUCGAUUUAGCCAAAGGGCAACUUUUUAUUUACAAUGUUUUUUUGGUGAUGUUUUGCAACCAUGUAGCUUUUUAUAGUACAUUUACAAAGUAGAUUUCAUAGUGCUUCUGAGAUUUUUUUCCCCCCCUGAUUUUCUGUUCAGCAAAAGAUGAAAAUAAAGUAUUUUUGGUUCAAAUGUAACAAUUUAGUUUUUAUCACCUCAGAAUAUUUUACGGGAAGGGUCAGUUUUAGAGUGUGAUUUAUCCCACCUGUUUGUAAAGUGGUAGCGGCUUACAGCCGCAUAGACACUCAUUCCAUAGUCUACAUCACCUCAUAGCUCGGCCAACAUCUGUUGGAACCAGACACAACAAGAAAAACACGAUUUGCGCCGCCCGCUCUGUUUUGCCAUCAAAUAGCCUACCCCUUUCCCUGAGAUAAAGUCAUAGCAUUUCUGAAUACAAACUCAUCUGGCAAGAGAAUCAUGGACAUUAAAUCAAGCAAGCAUAGGCCAAGACUAUUAACGAUACAAUUGAAUCUAAAUACAAAGCCCCACAGCCUAAUGAUGUUCCUCAUAUAACAUUCUUCAAGGUCAACUUUGUUAUUGCUGGAUGCUAAAAAAAAGUUGUCCUUGCUUUUUGAUGAAAUAACUAGAAUACGAAAAAAGAAAGAUAAGGCAGAAAAGUACAAGCUUAGUUGGAUUGCAAUGGGAUGGUGCAUUCAAAUAUGCAGCCAUGGGCAGCUGCGGGAUAUAGUCUAAUUUAAAGGCCCGUUCGCUUCUAAAGAACGGCAGCAGCUGCCUUUGGAACCCGCAUUGUCCACACGGACACUCCCACAUUCACCCGCACUCAACAACUCGUCUAAAGAACCUCUCACCCACACUGUUUACUCCAACGUGCCACACCACCUCGGCCGUGGAGGCUACCUGCCCGAAUAAGAGAGCAAUAAGAAAAAAAUACUCGUCUUUGUAAUUGUCCUGGUCCAUUGAAACAAACCAUUCAGUUUGUCAUACUUACAAGUGUACCCUUAAUUGAAAGAAAGCAAGCCACGCACUCAGCAUGCUAGACGCAUAGGCCUAUACCCCCUUCAUAAUGCUGACAAAGUCCCUAUCAGUGGUUUAGCCAAUAGUUUGAAAAUGUGAAGACUUUUGAUGGCAAGAAUGACUUUGCCAGUUCCAAGCACACACGUGUACCUCGGACGGCCUUGCUCUAAUUUCCAACACAAAGAGCUCCCCAUCUCCAUUCUUUCCUUUUUGUUGCCAUAUGGCAAAUCCAUGUACACAUAGCCAAGACCAAUUAAUUCAGCCACAUAAUGUCCAGCAUUGGACAACAAAAGACAUGUUUCCCUCUAUUCAUACAAACAGCUGAAAAAAAAUAUAUUUAAACUAUUGUGAUAUCCAGCUAAUUGCAGCCCAUAUGUCCACAGGGAGCAGCGGGGUUGAUCAAUAAACUUUUAAAUGCUCGUUACUUUACAUGUUGAAGAUGACAGAUGUUCACAUGUAACUUUAAUGAGGUCCAUUCUAUGUUAAAGAUGUUCAGGCCCAAUUCCUUGAGAGUUUUAAGGGUAAUCCUUCUCUCGUGUCAGUAAGCUAUUUGAAUUUCAACAAUUGUAAUUUAGCCUAUGGUCUUUUUUUUGUUCCUUGAAAGUGCUAUUAUUUUACUUAACCAAUGCAGUGAAUCGUCUUUAAUAUUGUUUUAAGGUCUAAAACUGAGCAAAGAGUGUUUAUAUAUUGCCUAUGUAUACCCCGUCUAAUAACUUAUGCCUAAAUACAUGGAACAUACUAAACUCAGCAAAAAAAAGUAAUGUCCCUUUUUCAGGACCCUGUCUUUCAAAGAUAAUUAGUAAAAAUCCAAAUAACUUCACAUAUCUUCCUUGUAAAGGGUUUAAAAACUGUUUCCCAUGCUUGUUCAAUGAACCAUAAACAAUUAAUGAACAUGCACCUGUGGAACGGUCGUUAAGACACUAACAGCUUACAGACGGUAGGCAAUUAAGGUCACAGUUAUGAAAACUUAGGACACUAAGAGGCCUUUCUACUGACUCUGAAAAACACCAAAAGACAGAUGCCCAGUGCCCCUGCUCAUCUGCGUGAACUUGCCUUGCUGCAAGGAGGCAUGAUGACUGCAGAUGUGGCCAGGGCAAUAAAUUGCAAUGUCUGUACUGUGAGACGCCUAAGACAGCGCUACAGGGAGACAGGACGGACAGCUGAUCGUCCUUGCAGUGGCAAACCACAUGUAACAACACCCGCACAGGAUCGGUACAUCCGAACAUCACACCUGCGGGACAGGUACAGGAUGGCAACAACUGCCAGAGUUACACCAGGAAUGCACAAUCCCUCCAUCAGUGCUCAGACUGUCCGCAAUAGGCUGAGAGAGGCUGGACUGAGGGCUUGUAGGCCUGUUGUAAGGCAGGUCCUCACCAGACAUCACCGGCAACAACGUCGCCUAUGGGCACAAACCCACCGUCGCUGGACCAGACAGGACUGCCAAAAAGUGCUCUUCACUGACGAGUCGCGGUUUUGUCUCACCAGGGGUGAUGGUCGGAUUCGCGUUUAUCGCCGAAGGAAUGAGCGUUACACCGGGGCCUGUACUCUGGAGCGGGAUCGAUUUGGAGGUGGAGGGUCCGUCAUGGUCUGGGGCAGUGUGUCACAGCAUCAUCGGACUGAGCUUGUUGUCAUUGCAGGCAAUCUCGACGCUGUGCGUUAGAGGGAAGACAUCCUCCUCCCUCAUGUGGUACCCUUCCUGCAGGCUCAUCCUGACAUGACCCUCCAGCAUGACAAUGCCACCAGCCAUACUGCUCGUUCUGUGCGUGAUUUCCUGCAAGACAGGAAUGUCAGUAUUCUGCCAUGGCCAGCGAAGAGACCGGAUCUCAAUCCCAUUGAGCACGUCUGGGACCUGUUGGAUCGGAGGGUGAGGGCUAGGGCCAUUCCCACCCAGAAAUGUCCAGGAUUGCAGGUGUCUUGGUAGAAGAGUGGGGUAACAUCUCACAGCAAGAACUGGCAAAUCUGGUGCAGUCCAUGAGGAGGAGAUGCACUGCAGUACUUAAUGCAGCUGGUGGCCACACCAGAUAAUGACUGUUACUUUUGAUUUUGACCCCCCCCUUUGUUCAGGGACACAUUAUUCAAUUUGUGUUAGUCACAUGUCUAUGGAACUUGUUCAGUUUCUGUCGCAGUUGUUGAAUCUUGUUAUGUUCAUACAAAUAUUUACACAUGUUAGGUUUGCUGAAAAUAAACUCAGUUGACAGUG